AUGGGGGACAGAAGCAAGAUACGGGAACCAUCUAAGGAACUUGAAGACACGGCCGCCAUCCGAAAUCGGCUUGUGGUGGUAAACGAUCGACGAGUCACUACUCUUACCGCCAAGUUCUUUGCAUUCAUUCGUGCCGCCGAGAGCGACACCACCACCCUCGACGAAGUGGAACUGGUGGAGGGCCAAAUCCAGAAGGAGUUCGACCUGUUUGACAUAUCCCUCGAUAAGCUGCGGGCCACCGCUGAUGCCAAUGGUCGCGAGCUCCAGCAGUACCACUCCCUCCACCUGCAGCGCGAGGGUCAGAUUGCGCGGGCAAAGGAGGAGCUGGUGCGGCUGAAGACGGAGCUGGAGCACGAGAAGAGGCGUAGGAACCACAAGGAGGAAUACGAAGCCAUUGCCAAAAUCAUCAAUCAGUACCCCAGCCGGGCCGACACUCAGAGACAGCUGCAGGCCCUCGAAGACGACCUGGCGUCCCUGGCCGACGCCAAGCAACAAAUCGAGGACGCCACGCAGAAGCGCAGGAAGCAGUUUGCGCUGCUGUUCGAUUGCAUCGACGACCUGCAACGAGCCCUGCGCGCUGAAGGAGAGGAGGCGAAGGAGGACGAGAGCCGGAAGGAGUCCGUGGCCACGGGCAAGCGCAAGCGUCCGGCAACGGAGGCAACGGACGACACCCUUAAGGGCAAGGCACUCGCCGACGAACCACCAGCCGUGUCCUCCUCUGCCGAGACUGCCCGGAAGCGGGUGCGCGAGGUGGAAAUGGAGGAGGCUCGCGAUGACGAGACCGAGCCCGGCGAGAUCACCACCAAGGGUCUGCCAUCAUGCUGCCUCUUCCUGCUCUCGGCUUAG
This is a messenger RNA of Acanthamoeba castellanii str. Neff, 846 nucleotides long. Its product is annotated as Tho complex subunit 7 protein. The transcript is spliced from 6 exons. Gene Ontology annotation, biological process: mRNA processing; mRNA export from nucleus. Lineage: Eukaryota; Discosea; Longamoebia; Acanthamoebidae. The record is from RefSeq and is a predicted model, not a curated record. The coding region runs from base 1 to 846 and encodes 281 amino acids. Gene Ontology annotation, cellular component: THO complex part of transcription export complex.